UCUGGUUACUCUUUCUUAAGAGCCACCGUAUUUUACUGUUGAACCCAAAAGCCGAAUUGUGGUGGAAGUGGAGAAGACGGUGUCCAUCCCGUGCCAGGCGAUGGGGGUCCCUCUUCCUACUCUGGUGUGGUAUAAGGAUGCCGUCCCUGUCCUCAAAUUGCUGAAUCCCCGUUACAAGGUUCUGGUCAAUGGAAGUCUUCAGAUCCAGGGAUUGCAGCCUGAUGACUCUGGGAUCUUUCAGUGUUUUGCAAGGAAUGCAGUUGGAGAGAUGCAGACCAAUACCUUCUUGGAUGUCACGAAUGUUGCCCCCACUUUUACUCAUCCUCCAGCCGAUAUCACUGUGACUGAAGGGAUGACUGCGGUAUUAAGAUGCGAUGUUUCUGGAGCCCCAAAGCCUGCAAUUGCUUGGAGGAGAGAGCACCAGAUUUUGGCCAGUGGCUCUGUCCAGAUCCCCAGGUUCCUGCUCCUUGAGUCUGGAGGACUCCAAAUAUCCCCGGUCUUCCUUCAAGAUGCUGGAAACUAUACCUGCUGUGCCGUCAACUCUGAAGGAGUCCUUAAUGCCUCUGCUGCUCUUACUGUUUGGAGUAAGGAUCAUGUUUGAGUCAAACACUAGCAUUGA
Molecule: messenger RNA, 619 nt
Organism: Anolis sagrei ordinatus
Lineage: Eukaryota; Metazoa; Chordata; Lepidosauria; Squamata; Anolidae
Source: RefSeq, a predicted model, not a curated record